Molecule: messenger RNA, 10995 nt
Organism: Globicephala melas (long-finned pilot whale)
Lineage: Eukaryota; Metazoa; Chordata; Mammalia; Artiodactyla; Delphinidae
Gene: UBXN2A
Product: UBX domain protein 2A
Biological process (GO): autophagosome assembly; membrane fusion; nuclear membrane reassembly
Cellular component (GO): cytosol; nucleus
Molecular function (GO): ubiquitin binding
Source: RefSeq, a predicted model, not a curated record
CGGGCGGCAGUGACCGAGGGAGGCGCGCAGGGUCGCAGCGGCGCGGCAGCCGAGCUUGAGAGGGUCUGGGGACAGUAGUGCUCCCAGUGUGAGGGGCGGCGGCGCGGCGGCGGCGGCGCCCGCGGUCCCUGAGCGAAUUGAGGACGAGGCCGCGAGGCGACGGCGCGGCGGGGCCCCCUCCAGCGGCCGCGCCCGGAGUAAGGCAAAAGAGAAUGAAAGAAGUAGAUAAUCUUGAAAGUAUAAAGGAAGAAUGGGUUUGUGAAACAGGAUCUGACCACCAACCUCUUAGUGAUAAUCAACAAAGAAAUUGUGAAUAUUUUGUUGACAGCCUUUUUGAGGAAGCUCAGAAGGUUGGUGCCAAAUGUUUGUCUCCCACUGAACAAAAGAAACAGGCAGAUGUAAGUAUAAAAUUAUGGAAAAAUGGAUUCACAGUCAAUGAUGAUUUCAGAAGUUAUUCUGAUGGUGCAAGUCAACAGUUUCUGAACUCCAUCAAAAAAGGAGAAUUACCUUUAGAAUUACAGGGAGUUUUUGAUAAAGAGGAGGUCGAUGUUAAAGUUGAAGAUAAGAAAAAUGAAGUAUGUAUGUCAACGAAACCUGUGUUCCAGCCCUUCUCAGGACAGGGUCACAGACUGGGAAGUGCUACACCAAAAAUUGUUUCUAAAGCGAAGACUAUUGAAGUUGAGAAUAAAAAUAAGUUGUCUACUGUCCCACUAAACAGUCUGGAACCCAUCACUAAUAUACAGAUCUGGUUAGCCAAUGGGGAAAGGAUUGUCCAGAAAUUUAACAUUUCUCAUAGGGUAAGCCACAUCAAAGACUUCAUCGAAAAAUACCAAGGAUCACAAAGAAGUCCUCCCUUUUCCCUGGCAACAGCUCUUCCUUUCCUCAAAUUACUAGAUGAAACACUCACACUGGAAGAAGCCAAUUUACAGAAUGCUGUAAUCAUUCAGAGACUCACAAAAACCGCUGAACCUUUUAAAGAACUUUUAUAACAUUGAUUUUUGAUACACUAAGUGGAAGGUUUCCAGAAAAAUGAUGGUCAUAAGUGGACAUGUACACCAAAAUGGGGGGGAAGUCAGAUUUGCUGAGCUUUGCACUAUUUAACUCCCUCCUGAUGAGAAGAUUUUAAAAUAAGUACAAGUUAGGAAAAUAAACUAUGACUGGAAACUAUAUUCAAUGAACUUUUCCCAGAAGGCUACUCAGAAAGAAAAAUAGACUUAUUUUCAAAUACCAGUUAUUUAACGUAAGAUAUAUUAAAUAACUAUAUCAUUUAAAAUCUUAAUACGGUAUAAAUUAGCAAAUAUGUUCAUAGCAUCUUUCAUUCAAACAUCAUUCCCAAACAGCAGUGAUUUGUUUAAAUGUUAGCUGUCUCAGAUUUUUUUAAAUAGCAAUACAUUAAAAAAUUAUACAUGGCAGGUUAAAAACAUCAAUGCAAUUUAUUUAUAUCUGAGAUACAAUCAAAAGGCUGAAAGGAACUGCUUUCACCACAGCUAUGCCUCACCCUCAGAAGCGUUCCCAAUUUGCAUUGUCUAGUGGCAAGAUACACUCAAAUAUUAACUCGGCAACAAUAUCUGGAAUGUAUUUUCAUUUAAGAAUAAAAUUGUGUGGCUUAGUAUAAUGUCAGUAUCAAUCUGCUGACAUACAUUUCAACAUUUUCUAAACGUAUAAAUUUAAAAGAAUUCUUUUUUCUCUAGGAACCGCAGUUUAUCCCCUACUUUAUUUUCUUUCAGAAAUUAGGGGUUUGGGGGCAUCCCUGGUGGCGCAGUGGUUGAGAGUCCACCUGCAGAGGCAGGGGACACAGGUUCGUGCCCCGGUCCAGGAAGAUCCCACAUGCCGCGGAGCGGCUGGGCCCGUGAGCCAUGGCCGCUGAGCCUGCGUGUCCGGAGCCUGUGCUCCGCAAUGGGAGAGGCCACAACAGUGAGAGGCCCGCGUACCGCCAAAAAAAAAAAAAAAUUAGGGGUUUGUUCUUAGUUAACAUUUGGAGCGGGCCAUUUGUUUGCCACCACUCACAUAGAAUCUAAUGCUAGUGUUGUCACGUUACUAAUUAACAUUUUUUAAAUGCGUCAUGUAAAGUAUGGUUUUCUAUUUCAUACAUCACACAGCCCAUUUAUAUAUUAAAGGAUUUAUUACAUUAUGAUGUCAGUAAGGAAAACAUGCUAGAUUUUUAACUAAAACUGGUUACACUUCAGUAUUUCCCUGUCAGAUUAAAUCCCCUUGCCUGACAAUAAGUUUAAGAAGCUUUUUGCAGACGAUCUAUUGAAUCAUAUUUAAAGUGAAAUAUACAUUGAAUGUGCCAAGGAACUAAGUGGCCAUGCCUAACAGCAGUAAUGUUCAUAGGGUGCUGGAUGUCUGCUGGAAAGAGCAGUUCUCAAACUUUUUGGUCUCAAGACUUUUGUUUAUGUGGGUUAUAAAUACUAAUAUAUUUAAAAUAAAAAAGUUAUAAAAUAUUCAUUAAAAAUAAUAAACGUGUUAAUAUAAAGAACAUAUUUAUGAAAAAUGUCUAUUUUCCAAAAUUUAAAAAGAUUUAGUGAGAAACGUGGCAUUGUAUUUCAUUUUUUCUAAAUACCUUUACUGUCUGAUUUAAAGAAGACAGAUGGAAUCUCAUCUGCUUCUGUAUGUCUGUUGCAGUAUCACACAUCAUGCAGCCUAUAGUAAAUGCUACUGUACUUUCAUGAGAAAGUGAAAAAAAGCAAAUAACGUCUUAGUAUAAUUAUGAAAAUAGUUUUGACCUUGCAGAACCCUUGCAAGAGCUAGUCUUAUAAAGCAGUGAUUUGCAGUGAUUCUCAGGCCUUAAUAUGUAAGAAUCACUUGGGAAGCUUUUCAGAAUGCCUAUUACCUGCCACCUACCACACACAUUUUAACAAUUCAUUGUAUUUGGGAUGGGUUCCAGAUGUCUACAUUUUUAAUCCCAAGUAAUUCUUAGGUAUGUAGUAGGAGAACCAGUCUUCAGGAAAUCCUGCACUAAGCUUCCACCCUAAUAAAAUAAAACCUGUGUGCUGCAUCAUGGACAGUGCAAGACUCAACUGAAAUCGGACUGUUAGACCUUUAAAUUUUAUUGUAGUCCACCAGUUUGUUCUUAGACUGUCCUCCCACCCUUUAAUUCUGAACUAAUCAUGAGAUAAACCUGUGCUUUAUCUUCUGUAAGCACAGCUGAGACAAGGCUGCAACAUUUAAAUGAGGUUUUUAUUAAAGGCUCAGGGAUAACAAAAGGGAAAUAUACACAUAACUAGAUGACCAGAUUUAUAAGAUAUAUCUUAUGUUUGAAGUUCAUUUGGAGAAUGCUUCCUUUUCUAGCUCUCAGCCUUCUAGGUGGUAGAGGUCUUUUUAUCAAGAAGAGAGGGAGAACAAAGGAGAGCCUUUUCCUUUUGUCAUUUACCCUCAGAAAUGAACAGAUAUAUAAUAGAAAAUAUUUAUUGUCUGUAACGUUUACGUCUGUGGUAGAGUCGUCUCUUUAGUAAAACAAAAAUAAUGGCAUUCUUAAAAAAAAUGAGGGGAUGGUAAAAUCAGAUGUAACGUAAGUCAUUGUUAAUAUAUUUUCAAGAAUCUGUAAGAAAAUGUUUCAUGUAGGCCUAUCAUGAAGCAUUUUAUAAUUUUCAUUUGCAUAAAUAUAAGUCAAUUUUUGAUUCUCCAUAUAUUUCUAUAAAGGGGCUUCUUGUUGGAAAUAUUUUUCUUGUACAUAUAAAAAGGCCUCCUUUGUGGAUUUUCCAGUUUAUAGUAAUAACCAGAAGACACAUUAGAGGUUUUCUUGUGUGUACGUGCAGAAUACACCCCAGUGAGAAGUUCUGUAGAGAAAGACCUGUCAUCAGCAAGAACCCUCAUUUUUGUAACUGUGAAAACUCUAAUUAAUGUGGAUGAUAUUCUUAAAGGUUUUCUAAAGUGAGAACCAUCUGAUAAAGCUCUUUACAUUAAAGUUUAAAAUUCUAAAGUUGUUAAAUAUGUAGAAUACCCAAAACAUGUUGACUUUAGAAAACAAACUGAAUUUAGCAAGGGAAGGCAAACUUGAAAAUAAAGCCAGCAUCUUAGAUGAGGAAUAUAAUUUGACCUAAGUAGUUGUUUCAAAAGUGGCAUCAAUCAGUUUAAAACCAUUGUUGGGGGUGAUAUGCAGAAGUACAUAUCUAAUUUUACAGAUUCUAAUUUAUUGGUUAAAUUACUAUGCAUUAUCCAGGUUCUAAAGGUGAUCUUAUUUAUUUUAUAUACUUCUGUCAUUCAGAAUACUUUUCAUUAUACUUAAUUGUGUUGAAAUUAUGUAUGUGUCUAUUUCAGUGCCUUAAAGUAUUUUGAAAGCAAUCUUGCUAAUGGUUAAAGAACUGUUGUCUUGAAGAUGAAAUACUUACUGUUCAUUAAAAGGAUCAGUGAGAUAAUUUACAUUUGUUUGUUAUGAAAUAGUUACAUAUGGAUGCAUUUGUCAUUUUUAUUUGGCAAAGUCAUUCAGUUUGAGAAUCAACAAACAUUUAUUAGGUGCUUUCUGUUUGCCAGGUACUUUAACCAAUGUUACUUUCAUUUAGUACUCAGAAGUGUUAAAAUGUGAUAUUUUUAAUACUAACUCAAUGGUUGUGUUUAUUUCUUACACCAUCCUUUGUGUCCUUAGUUGAACUAGCAUGAAAACUCCUUAGUAAGAUUUACCCCUUUACUCUUAGUACAAACCAUUUAAUUUAAACAUUGCUCAUCACACUGAAUCUUCAAAUAGAAGUGGCUUAUUCAGUAGACUAAUAUUUGGCUCUUUGUCACUUGAUUUAACUGUAUGUUUUUUGCACAGAUAAUUCAUAUUCAUUGGAGAAAAUUAUACCGUUAUGCUACAGUGAUCUUUAGCUCACCUGUUAUUCCACCAUUCAGAGAUAACCACUAAUAACAUAUUGGUGUGCAUCCUUUCAGAUGUUUUGAAGUGUAUCAGUCUUUAGUUUUGUUUCAAAAGACAGGCUUCUUGAUUAUUGUCGGCGUGUUCUAUUUAUUGAAGUCUAUUUGUCUUUAAAAAUUGCAUUAGGAAUAUACCAUCACUUUAAGCAGAAUAGUAACUGUUAGGGAAAAAAAUGCCUUUUAGUUACAUUUCUGUGCAAAAAAGGGAGGGAGGUGUUUUUUGUUUUUAUUCUGUUGCCCACUUCCCUUCAAAAGUAAAAUUGUGGUAGUACAUGCAACACAGUGUAAGUAUUGUGAGUGAAGUGUUUCCAAACCUGCUGAAAUUGCAUAUAAAGUGUUGUGUUCAAACGUAAAUUAUCCAAAGAAACUCAUCUUGAGUUUGUUUAGUUUCCAAGAAAUUAAAUAUUUAACACAUGCAUUAUCUAGUUAUCUUUGCACUAUUUGCUAGGGCUGCAAUCAAGGAAACUGAAGGUACCCAUUUUCUAGAUUAAGGAAUUGAGGCAUAGAAAAUGGGAUGACUUGCUUUAUACUGGGUAGUGUAUACUUUCAGGUUAGAUUUAGCUGUAAUGGGAAAUCCAAAAUAAUAAUGGCUUACAGAAUACAUUUUAUUUUAUUUCCCAUGCAGAAGUCCGGAGGGAAGCAGUUCAGAGCUGCUAGAUCAAAAGUCAUGACUCCAGUAUUGUUAAUCUGCGGAUCUCAGCACCAGUUAGCUUGAGGUCUUCAGAUAGCCUGUUGGCACCAGCCAUCACAUUUGCAUUUCAUCAUUUCAUCCAAUAGAAGAAGCAUACCCAUUCCCUUUUUGAAAAAAGCUAUUGAGAUGUAAUUCACACACCUUACAAUUCACCCAUUUAAAGUGUACAACUCAGUGUUUUUUUAGUAUAUUCACAGGAUUGUGCAGCCAUCACAAUCUGAUUUUAGAACAUUUUUAUCUCUGAAAGAAACCCCAUGGGGCUUCCCCUGGUGGCGCAGUGGUUGAGAGUCCGCCUGCCAAUGCAGGGGACACGGGUUCGUGGCCCGGUCCGGGAAGAUCCCACAUGCCGCGGAGCGGCUGGGCCCGUGAGCCAUGGCCGCUAAGCCUGCGCAUCCGGAGGCUGUGCUCUGCAACGGGUGAGGCCACAACAGUGAGAGGCCCAUGUACCGCAAAAAAAUAAAUAUAAAAAAUAAAAGAAACCCUAUUAAUAGUCUUUCUCCACCCUCAGUUCUAGACAGCCACAAGUCUACAUUCUUUCUAUAGGUUUAUUUAUUUGGACAUUUUCAUGUAAAUGGAAUCAUACAAUAUGUGGUCUUUUGUGACUGGCUUUAUUCACAACAUGAUGUUUUCAAGGUUCAUCCAUGUCGUUUUUAUUGCUGAAUAAUAGUCCAUUGUAUGAAUAUUCCUAACAUCCUAAAUAGCCAUUAGUUGAUGGACAUUUAGGUUGUUUCCACUUUUUAGCUAUUAAAAAUAGUGCUGCUAUGAACAUUUGUGUUCAGGUUGUUGCGUGAUCAUGUUUUCAUCUCUGUUAACAUCCUCAGGAGUGGAAUAAAUGCUGGGUCAUAUAAUUUCAUACUUAACUUUUGAAGAACUGCCAAACGUCUCCAAAGCACCUGCACAGUUUACAUGCCCACUAGCAAUGUAUGAUUUUCCAUAUUCUCCCCAACGCUUGUUACUGUCUUUUUAUAUAAUUAUAGCCCUCCUAGUGGAGUGGUAUCUUGUAGUUUUGCAUUUCCCUAAUGACAUGAGUAUCUUUUCAUGUGCCUUUUGUCCAUUUGUCUGUCUUGGAGAAAUAUCUAUUCAAAUCCUUCACCUAAUUUUUAAUUGGGCUAUCUUUUUACUGUUUAGUUUUGAGUUCUUUAUAUAUUCCAGUACAAAUCCUUAUGAUUUGCAAACAUUCCUCCCAUUCUGUGGGUCGUCUUUUCACUGGUUGCAUAGGUUACAACACAAAGUUUUUCAUUUAGAUGUAGUCCAACUUAUGCUUGUGGCAUCCUAUCUAAGAAACAUUUGUCUAACCCAAGAUUAUGAAGAUAUGCUCCUGCUUUCUUCUAAGAGUUUUAUAGUUUUAGCCUUUACACGUAGGUCUGUGAUGGGUUUUCAGUUAAUUUUUGUAUAUGAUGUGACCCCUUCCCUUUUAAGGACCUUUCUGGGAAAUUGCUUACACCACUCAGCUUUUAUUCAGUGGCCAGGACUUAGUUACAUGGCCAUACCCAUUAUCUGUAUGAGGCUGGAGAAUGUGUAUUUCGGGCAUCCUGUAUCAGUUUUUUAAAGAGGGUUGUAAGUCUGCUCAGUCAUAGUCUUAGUCUGAGCAGGUCAAUUCUAUUGCUUCGUUUUUCUAAUGAACUUGUUUGUCGACUUUCACGAGGAUUUAGCAGGCGAGAUUAGCGCGAACGGCCGCUGGCUCUCCCUCGGAGACCUACCCCAAGGAAAACGGUCCCGAGUGACUUGGCCAGCCUUUCCCCCGGCAAAUGUGGGCUCUGGCGUUUUUCACUUCGGGAAACCGAACCCGCGCACUUCGCGGCUUCCCCGUUUUCCCGCGCGUUGCCCCUGGCCCGGGGCGCGCCCGCUAGCCCGCCCGUCUUUGCGCCGCGCCCUCUCGGCUCGGGAGCCGCCCUCCCUGCGGGGGCGGCCGGGCGAUAACACCGAGGGCGACGGCCGCAGUGCGCGUGCAGCCGUGCGCAAUGGCAGUGUCCCCCGAAGGGACCCUGGCCCCGCCAGUUGAGACGCCGCCACACCCGCCGGAAGCGCACACCUUGGAGCCCGGUUCGGUGAGCGCAAAUCAAGGGGAGCGGGGGCUGAGCCAGGCGCAGAGCGGGCGCUGGGCCGGAGGGGCCCCGGGGACCUUCCGGGCGUCUGGGCGUAGGCCUUCAGCCAGCCUCGGCAAGCCUCCAGGUUGUUGAACUGCACCUGGUGGAGUUUUGACAGUUGAGAGCCGAGAGGCUUGAGGGUGUUCGGGAGCCCCAAAGAGAACAGGAUGGGAAACCGAGUCCUAGACAAGCGAAGUAAGCUGCUGAUUCCUUCACCUAGUCAGGCAGGGCCAGGGCCAGUCUAGGGCUCUUGUCCACCGCACUCCAAGUCUUCCCCAGGCCGCCUGCACCCUGGGCAGGCAGGACGCUGAGUGGUGCGCGAGGAGGCUGCCUCCCUUCCCCAGCCUCCGGGCAGGUGCUGCGGGCAGCCACAGCGACCCUCUCAAACCUGGCUUCCUCCAGGCGCCGGGCUCUCUUUGAGGAGACUGCCUCUAGAGAUGUCCUUCCUGGCAACCAGGCUCCCAAGUGAGGGUAGCGGGCAGGCGGGAACCUAGGGGCGCCCUCAGCCCCUCGCAUUCCCCCUCCCCCCACCCCCUGGAUGGGGCUGGGGCGCAUGUCAUUCAGGGUGGCUGUGUUGGAGAGGAGUUAGGACGUCUGAACUUUCCUGAUGAGUGCAAAAAUCCACUGCCCGCCCUGUGCUCAACGCGUUCAUUCUGUCUGUGGCUUCAAUUCCCUAUGCUGACUCAGUGCUUCCUCUCCAGCACCUCGGAGCAAAAGAUGGUGGCGUCCAAGAAAGCAAGCAAGAUUAAGGGGCCCUCUGGGGACUCUCACUUCCCAGGGAAAUUUAGAAACUCAGGGUGAGAGGAAUAGCUAGAGGGGAAACAUGGUCCAUGAAAUGCUAGCAUUUCAUUCUCAUAACAACCCUAUGAGGUGUAUUAUCCCCAUUUUAAAUGUGAGGAAAUGAAGCUCGGCACACUGAGUACCUUGUCCUGGGUCACACAGCUAGAAAUGGCAGGCAGAAUUUGCAUUCAGAUUUGUCGAAUUUGUCUAACUCUGAAACUUGAUCUCAGGUGACUGUGAAGGGCUUAUGAUUUAAGUAGGUAAAACUGCCUUCCUCAAGAUUCCAAGAUUGUAUCAUAUACCUAGUUUCAGCUGGAAUGUCUGUUUCAAGUGCCUUCUAUGUAUCAGAAACUUGAUAGGUAUGUUUAGUGGGAAACCAGAGUCCCAUUAUGGAGGGGGCAGGGUGGGGGGAGAGUUAUCAUGUUGGAUUCUGCCUGUUGUUAAGCUUUCUGGAAGUUGAAAUAGCGUUCACAAAAAUAUCAGAAAAGGAGACCACAUCCUGCCUCAUGUGUGGGUAGGAAGAGUGCAGAGGACUUGAUAAACCCUUAUCUGGGAAGACCUUCCUUUCAUUUGGGGUGUCUGGCAAGAUACAAAAAUGGGUGAAGCCAUGGUCCUCUCCACUCCCCCUCCCAUCUCCGGGCAAAAGAUGAAAAAGAAGGAUUCCCAGCGUCUAUGGAAGAAAUAGCACUUUCCACAGUGUCUUCAUGGCAUUUAUUCUUUUAACAAAUAUAUAUAUUGUCUAUAUGCCCAGCAUUGUUCUAGGUACUGGGGACAUGGUGGUGAAUCAAAGUUAUAUAGUUCAUGCUCUCAGAGAGUUUAUAUGCUGGUGGGGAGAGGCAGGAAAUGAAUAAGACUAUAUCCUGUAGUUAGUACAAUUGAGAGAGAUUUGGGUGGUCAGGGAAGCCCUCUCUAAAGAGAUGACAUUUAGGCUUCAGCCUGAAUGGCAAGGAGUCAGCUCUUGCAAAGACUGGGAGGAAGAGCCUUCCAGACAGAAGGGACAGGAAGUGCAAAGGCCCUGAGGCAGCAACAGAAAAGGUCAUUUUGAGUAACAAGAAGGAGGAGGCUACCAUGGUAGAGCUAUCUGAAGUGAGGUGGGAAAGGGAGUGGGAGCUGAUUGGGUGGGUGCCUGUAGGCAAUAUGGGAAGGACUUGGAGUUUUAUUCAAACUGUAAUGGCAAGCUGUUAGAGGGUUUUAAGCAGAGAUGAGGCACAAUCUGAUUUAUGUUAUGAAAAGAUCAGUUGGGCUGCUGGAUGGAGAGUGGAUAGUAGGGAACGAGAGUAGAAGCAGAGAAGCCACUCAGGAGGCUCUCACUGAUAGAUUAGACAGGGGAAUUGGGAAAGAGUAAUCAAGGAUGACUCCUAGGUUUGUGGUCUGAGCUGCUGAGUGGACAUUGGAGCUAUUUAAUGCAAUGGGGAUGACAGGGUUAAGAGGUUAAGACAAUGGGAUGGAAAUCAGGAGCUGUGUUUUGACCAUGCUAAGCUGAAAUGCCUGUUUGGUAACCAUGUGGGGCUGUGAGUAGACAGUUUAAUUUGAGUCUGGAGUUCGCUGGGUAGCUUAUGGAUAUAUAUAUAUAUAUAGGGAUAUACACACACACAUAUAUUUGGGGUCAUAAGCGUUACUUCAUUUUAGUGGUGGGUUGGUAAACAGUCUCUCCAGAAAAACAAAACUCUGAUUUUUGCUGUUUACUGAUUUCUGUGGUGUAAAUACUCUCACCAUGGCCGAUUUCAGGCCGCCAGUAACUCCUGGCUUGCAAAAUCCCGAAUAUUUAACCAUCAGCUCCUGGAGCCAUUGCCUCAUUUGCUCAUCAAAACAUCCGGCACAUAUAUACAAUGGAAUAUUACUCAGCCAUAAAAAGAAACAAAAUUGAGUUAUUUGUAGUGAGGUGGAUGGACCUAGAGUCUGUCAUACAGAGUGAAGUAAGUCAGAAGGAGAAAGACAAAUACCGUAUGCUAACACAUAUAUAUGGAAUCUAAGAAAAAAAAAUGUCAUGAAGAACCUGGGGUAAGACAGGAAUAAAGACACAGACCUACUAGAGAAUGGACUGGAGGAUAUGGGGAGGGGGAAGGGUAAGCUGUGACAAAGUGAGAGAGUGGCAUGGACAUAUAUACACUACCAAAUGUAAAAUAGAUAGCUAGUGGGAAGCAGCCGCAUAGCACAGGGAGAUCAACUCGGUGCUUUGUGACCACCUAGAGGGGUGGGAUAGGGAGGGUGGGAGAGAAGGAGACGCAAGAGGGAAGAGAUGUGGGAACAUAUGUAUAUGUAUAACUGAUUCACUUUGUUAUAAAGCAGAAACUAACACACUAUUGUAAAGCAAUUAUACUCCAAUAAAGAAGUAAAAAAAAAAAAUCCCUUGAAGUUGGCAGGAAUAUCCAUUUGACAGAUGAGGCUUAGAGAGAUAAAGUGAUUUAUUCGAAGUCCACACAGGAAGCUGGUGGCAAAUUUAGGGGCCUCCUAACCCCCAGUUCACUCUGGCUUGCUGACUUGGAGAAUAAAACAGACUGCAGCAGGAAGCACUGUGGGGAAAUAUAAGGAAGAACUUCUCCCUGGAAAUGCUUAGAGGUCAUGGUUUAGGAUUUUUUUUUUUUU